AUGAACCAUGCCAUGAGACCAAUGACGUCGGCGCCUACCCUUGCUUUUUUAUUCGACACGUUCUGCACCUAUAGACGUCUGUAUAAUAUCCAGAAGUUUCUAUCAUACUCGUACUGCGUCACCGCAAGAGGCCGUGGAGGAACGAUACAUUUGGGGUCCCAGCUCAGCGCGCGGAAGGCUAGCACAGAGCCAUGGGUCAUUGACACAAGACUUCUUAGUACUAACAAGAAUCAUGGCGGUGCGGAAGAAAGCCACGUUUGGUCGAUUUGCCGCCCAUCCUCCCUCUCCGCCCCUUUCCUAUCCCUCUUCUCGGCCCUCAAGAUGCCGUUCGUCAAAAAGCAGAAGACUGGCGCGUACUUUUCGCGUUUCCAGGUCAAGUACCGCCGCAGGAGAGAGGGCAAGACCGAUUAUUAUGCGCGCAAGCGGUUGAUCUCGCAGGCGAAGAACAAGUACAACGCGCCCAAGUACCGGCUCGUCGUCCGCUUCACGAACAAGGAGAUCGUGUGCCAGAUCGCCUACGCCCGCCUUCAGGGCGACUUUAUCCUCGCCGCCGCGCGCUCGAAGGAGCUGCCCCGGUACGGCAUCAACCACGGUCUCACGAACUGGACUGCCGCAUACGCCACCGGCCUCCUCGUCGCUCGCCGCGCGCUGACUAAGCUCGGCCUUGCAGACAAGUACGAGGGUGUGGAUGAGCCCGACGGCACGCUCACCAUCACCGAGGCUCUCGACGAGGAGGACGCGCCCCGCCCGUUCAAGGCCUACCUCGACGUCGGCCUCAAGCGCACCUCGACCGGCUCCCGUGUAUUCGGUGCCUUGAAGGGCGCCAGUGACGGCGGUAUCUUCAUUCCCCACAACGCCAAGCGCUUCCCCGGCUACGACCCCGAGUCUAAGGAGCUUGACGACGAGACACUCAAGAAGUACAUUUUCGGAGGUCAUGUUGCCGAGUACAUGGAGUCCCUCGAGGAGGAGGAUGACGAGCGUUACAAGCAGUUCUCUACCUACCUCGCGGACGGCAUUGGCUCGGAGGACAUGGAGGAGAUCUACACGAAUGCCUACGCCGCAAUCCGCGAGGACCCCACAUUCAAGCCAACGGAGAAGACGAAGGAUUGGGCGGCAGAGUCAAAGAAGUACAGAACCCCCCGCCUCACCCUUGAGCAGCGCAAGGCCAAGAUCCAGGAGAAUAUCGAAGCCUUCCAGGCCAACGGCGACGCUAUCGAGGAGGACGAAGAGGACGACGAGUAA
Peniophora sp. CBMAI 1063 is the source of this 1242-nucleotide messenger RNA. The record is from the annotation of a GenBank genome assembly. Lineage: Eukaryota; Fungi; Basidiomycota; Agaricomycetes; Russulales; Peniophoraceae.